Symbiodinium pilosum is the source of this 767-nucleotide messenger RNA. NCBI's taxonomy places the organism in Eukaryota, Dinophyceae, Suessiales, Symbiodiniaceae. The record is from the annotation of a GenBank genome assembly.
AUGGAUGGGCACCCGUACUGCCAACAACUCAGAUCACUCACUCCCUUCGCGUUUUGCAACAUGCAGCUCAUGAUGGAUAAGUACACUUUCGCGGCCCUCGCCCUCGGCCUCGCCACCAUCUCUGCAGCGGUCUUGGGAGACAUGAAUUACUGGUACAACAUGCAGCCGUACUACGACAUUGAGAACAUCAACACUUACCCUGCCGUGCUCGACUCAGAUGGUGCGAAGCGAAGCUGGCAGGACACUAUUCUCGUGGGACACGCAACGAUUCGUGAGGUGAAUCCUGCUCGUGAGAAGGGGCAGCAGCUGAUGGAUGCCGGACGCGUCUACUUCGAGGAUGGCACUGGGCUGGACACCUCCAAGGCGAUGGCUUUCCGAAACCUUGACAGGUACUGCGUGGCGCCUAUCGUCUUCGGGCAGGAGCCUUUGGCAUCCUACGACUUCUGGGCGGUGGGCGUGAACUGCUGCAGUGGAACCACUGCUGACUUCCGCUGCGGCGAGUUCAACAACCCAAAAGCUCGCUCCGGACUUCGUCUCAUGCGCGAAGACCAGCGGCCAUUCUUCCGCUUGGCGGUCCAGCAGGCAGAGGCGGCCUACAACAUCAAGGCCAACCACCCGCUCUUCUUCUACUGGAUGCAGGAUCCGGUUGCGGAGGUCCUCAAGUACCGCAGCGAUGGUUUCAAGCUGCUUGAUGUGGUUCUGUUGGUGCCGGAUGACGAACAUCCGAACCCGCGAUUGUGCGAUGACACUGCAGUGGCGGGAGGAAU